Messenger RNA from Solea solea (common sole), 1627 nucleotides. RefSeq names its product membrane-spanning 4-domains subfamily A member 15-like. The transcript is spliced from 5 exons. Bases 85 to 597 code for a protein of 170 amino acids. The record is from RefSeq and is a predicted model, not a curated record. Gene Ontology annotation, cellular component: membrane. Lineage: Eukaryota; Metazoa; Chordata; Actinopteri; Pleuronectiformes; Soleidae.
AGCGGAGGGCGCAGUCUCUCGCGCUCCGUGUAACGGCGCAGUCAAAGAGUCCACAGUCUCAGGACCGUUCCGUGUGUCUCUGUCAUGUCUUCAACCGUGUCCACGACCGUGGGGGACAUGUUUGUCGUCACCCACGUAAACACAGAGCAGCAGAACUCAGUGGGCGUCCGGAGGUUCAUCAAGGGACAACCACAGGCGCUGGGGACGGUUCAGAUCAUCAUCGGCUUGAUGGUUUUCCUGAUUGGGAUCACGAUGGCGCCUGAUGGAGACACAAUGGGAAUUCACAGCGGCGCCUUCGUCUGGGGACCUGCGUUUUCCAUCACAGCUGGAUCUCUGACAGUGGCUGCUGCCACAAAACUCAACCGCUGCCUGAUUAAAUGUGCGAUGGCGUUCAGUAUCGUCACAGCGGUCACUUCCACCAUAGCCGCCAUCCUCUACUCUGUGGAUUUUUUUGUUCUACUGCUGUUCAUUCGCUGUGGUUACAACUGCGAACUGUUCAAGGUGAGUGCCAGUGUGUGCCAGCGCUGUCAGCCCCAGAAAGGGGAGAGGGACUCACCGUUACUGGCUCUGGACGAAGAAGACCUCCGGAGCGUCUGAGCACAGCCUCGCGCAAGAGCCGGUGUCGGGAGGUUGAAGUCACGGGCCGGGAUGUGGAGCCGCCAAUGGAGCUUGGAGCCAUUUACUGAAGUUUAGCGGUGUGUGCGGGCCCCAUUUUCAGGGAAUCCGUGUCAGGGCGAGCUGGAGCGGCAGGUUCAGCGGCUGAGGGAGCCGGAGUGUCGGCCGCCAGAUCCGUGUAAUGGUUGGACAGGCUCAGGCGAGGAGGUGAGGUGAGCCCGCCCGUAUCCUUCUUGCGGCCACAUACCACCACCUCGGACCAGGAGGGCGAUCUAUUGGGAGUGGAGCAGGAGGACGGCCGAAGGCAGGUUGAGGGGGUCCCAGACAGCUGUGGAGUGGUUUGCUGUGUUCAGGGAGAAAAUCUGCUGGAACUGGUCAGUGGCCGGAUUCAUAAGGCUGGACAGCAUGGCUUCCUUACUCCUUAGCUCAUUGGAGAGCCUUCUGAUAUCCUCCUUCAGGUCAGAUAUUUUUUUAUUUGCGUGUAAAAGUUCUGUGUCAGCAUCAGAAGGCAUGGUCCGUGAAGUUUUGGAAGCUAGCAUGCAACCCUGAGCGGACUCAGUGCAGCCGCCUGACAGUCACCUGACAGUCUCUCACCGUCCUGUUGUUUGUGUCUCUCGUCCUGUUGUUAGUGUCUCUCUUCCUGUUGUUAGUGUCUCUCACUGUCCUGUUGUUAGUGUCUCUCACCGUCCUGUUGUUAGUGUCUCUCACUGUCCUGUUGGUUGUGUCUCUCGUCCUGUUGUUAGUGUCUCUCUUCCUGUUGUUAGUGUCUCUCACUGUCCUGUUGUUAGUGUCUCUCACCGUCCUGUUGUUUGUGUCUCUCUUCCUGUUGUUAGUGCCUCUCACCGUCCUGUUGUUUGUGUCUCUCUUCCUGUUGUUAGUGCCUCUCACCGUCCUGUUGUUUGUGUGUUUCCAGAGUCGGAUAGAGGGCAUCUCAGUAGUCCUGGUUGUCUUCAACCUGUUACAGAUGAUCGUCUCAGUCGUCAUUGCGGGUUACGCCUGCUGUGCCACAUGU